AUGCUACUCGACGUCUUCCUUCCUGCUCGUCUCAUCCAUCUCCUCUCCCUCAUUCUCCUCCUCGCCUUCUUCCCUCCUCCUGCUCUCAUUUGUCAUCCGCAUUUGUCUGAGCCAUGUCAGCAGUUGCUGACGUGCACUGGGCAUUUGCGCAUGGUGUUUGUGGUGUUGGGAAUGGUGUGGUGGAGCUUGCCCAUGUCAAUAUCCCACUGUCACGAAGAAGCCGCCGACAUUCCACCACCGCUCUCAACUGCCGCAAUUCAUCAGCAGAAUUGCAAAUUCCCUACUCGAGCCAUGGCUCAGGCCAGAGCCGGGCCAAAGCCAGCCGUCAUUUGUGGCUUUGGCCCGGCUUGGAUUUUUUGCAGGCCAGAGCCGUCUGAAGCCAGGCCAAAGCUGCGGCUUUUGGGCCAAGCCGGGCCGGAACAUCACUAG
This is a messenger RNA of Suillus discolor, 429 nucleotides long. RefSeq lists its product as uncharacterized. The record is from RefSeq and is a predicted model, not a curated record. The coding region runs from base 1 to 429 and encodes 142 amino acids. NCBI's taxonomy places the organism in Eukaryota, Fungi, Basidiomycota, Agaricomycetes, Boletales, Suillaceae. The transcript has 2 exons.